UUACUUUUUCUAACAGAAAUAAAUCAAGAAAAGUGAAACUGUAUCUUUGAAAUACCUGAUAUCUAGACAUAUUUUUUUUCUGCUACCGCUAAAAAGACUUAUGAGGUCAUGCAACUUUCACUGAGAAAAUAGGGACUCAAAGCACACUUCCUCUUCUAAUAAACCACUCCUCUUACUGGAAUGUUGUGUAAGCUGACUACCACACCCUUUUCCCUAUCGGAGUCACUGUAUAUUCAAAUGUAUUAUCAAGUGAAAUGGCGAUGGAGCUAGACCAAGAAAAGCUCUGCUGUUCCAUAUGUUUGGAUUUACUUAAGGAGCCAGUGACCAUUCCCUGUGGGCACAGCUACUGCAUGAAUUGUAUUGAAAGCCGCUGGACUGAAGAAGAACAUAAUAAAAGCUACAGCUGCCCUCACUGCAAACAGACCUUUGCACCAAAGCCAGACUUGGUGAAAAGUGCCAUGUUUGCUGAUUUGGUUGAAGCCCUGAAGAAAACAAGACUUCAGUUUGCUCCAGCUGAUCACUGCUAUGCCAAGCCUGGAGAUGUAGCCUGUGAUUUCUGCACUGACAAAAAGCUGAAAGCCCUCAAGUCGUGUUUGGUGUGCCGGAUCUCCUACUGUGAGCUCCACCUUCAGCCUCACUACGAAUCCUCUGCCUUUGAAAAGCACAAAUUGGUUGAACCGCUAAAAAAUCUACAGGAGAAAUUUUGCUCUCAUCAUGAUGAGGUGAUGAAGAUCUUUUGUCGCACUGACCAGCAGGCAAUCUGCUUUUUGUGCUCUGUUGAUGAACACAAAAAUCACGACACCGUCUCAGCUAAAGCAGAAAGAAACCAUAAGCAGAUGAAGCUUGGGGUGAGUCGGGAAAAAAUCCAGAUGAGAAUUCAGAACAGAGAAAAAGAUCUGAAAGUUCUUCAGGAGGAGAUUGAGGCCAUCAAUUUCUCUGCAGAUAAAAUAGUGAACGACAGCAAAAAGAUCUUCACAGAACUAGUUUGUCUUGUUGAGAAAAUGAGCUCUGCUUUAAAUGAACAAAUCCGAUUCCAGCAGAAAGCUGAAGUUAAUCGAGUUACAGAGUUAAAGAAGAAACUGGAGCAGGAAAUUGCUGAGUUGUGGGUGAAGGAUGCGGAACUAGAGCUGCUCUCAAAUACUGAUGACCACAUCCAGUUUCUACUUAAUUACCCUUCACUGUCACAUUUAAGUGAGUCCACAGACUUGCCCAGCUUAGAUGUCCAUCCUCCCCUGUACUUUGAGCAUGUGACAGAGGCUUUGUCAGAGAUCAGAGGUAAGCUGGAAAAUGUUCUAAAUGAGGAAUGGCCAAAAAUCUCACUAAAAGUGACUGAAGUGGAUGUUUUACUGCCAAUCCCAGAGCCAGAGACAAGAGAAGAAUUCCUACAAUAUUCUCGUAAAAUCACGUUGGAUCCCCAGACUAUCAACCCGUGGAUAUCAUUAUCUGAAGGCAACACAAAAGCAACAGUGAUGAGAGAAAAGCAAAUAUAUGACUGUCACCCAGACAGAUUCACUCACUGGCUUCAAGGCCUCAGCAAUGAGAGUCUGACUGGACGUUGUUACUGGGAGGUUGAGAGAAGCGGUGGGGGAAUUUUAGUAGCUGUUGCAUACAAGGACAUUAGCAGAACUGGGGAUGAGAGUGGAUUUGGAAACAACGACAAGUCUUGGGCAUUAGGAUGUUUUGACUUUAAUUACUAUUUCAGACAUAACAAUAUGAAAACUUUACUCUCAGGCUCUCAGAUGCCCAAAAUAGGGGUGUUCCUGGAUCACAGGGCCGGUACACUGUCAUUCUACGGCAUUUCUGAAGAAAUGAUUCUCCUUCACAAAGUCCAAACCAAAUUCAGUCAGCCGCUAUAUGCUGGAGUCUCGGUUUACUGGGCUGGAGACACUGCUAAGUUGUGUAAACUAAAGUCAACUUGGUCAAAAGAGGUUGAUGGAUAAGAUACUGCUUUUAAUUACGUGAAAAAAGGAGAUUUGACCUGUGCAUUGCAUUCUGUAACCCCUUAAUGCCUAUUAUAUCAUAUUGACACUGAGUUUUUUGGGGGGUGUUACUCCUCACUUUGUUCUGGUCACUUUUUAAAUCCAGUGUAAAAACAAAAGGUUAGUAUAAAUGUAUCGAUGAUGUCAAAUACUGAAGGUCAAUAUUAUGUUGUAAGCAGUGAUACCCUCAGGCUUUAUGUUUAUGAGUGAUGCUUCUUUGGUAUUAAGUCAGUGAAAAGAUUAGAAUAAAUAUUUCACAUACUGUAACAUUUUCUAUUAUUCCCAAAACCUUUAAGCCUCACUUUCAAGUACGGUUAAUGGUCAGACUACAAGCUGUUAUUAACACACAUUUGAUUAUAACAAGGUUAUACUGCCACGGAUAUGUCUACAUACAUAUUUUUAUAUUUAGAUGAUUUUCUUAGCUUAAUGUAGGAGUAUAAUUAGAAAUGACGUAUCAUGUAUGGUUUUAUUGAGAUAGAUUUUCUGGCGAUGACACCAUCCGUUAUCAAGAAAAUAAAAUUUAGAGAAAAAAAAUUAAAAAUUGUUUACUAACCUGUCUCCUGAGCAAACAACAGCGGAAAAGUCAUCAACAGCACCACUGAAAAGCCAGUAAACCAUGACAUUGUAGAUAAGAUACAACAGCAGGAAUCACCAAAGAUGAACACGAGGACCACACCACAAAUGGCAGACUAGGUUAUAGGUUUCACAUAAGAUGCAUGAACACCACUGGCUGCAAUGUGUGAGUGUGUUUGCAGAUGCGUGGGUGGAGGAUAUGCAACUC
Haplochromis burtoni (Burton's mouthbrooder) is the source of this 2760-nucleotide messenger RNA. RefSeq names its product tripartite motif-containing protein 16-like. NCBI's taxonomy places the organism in Eukaryota, Metazoa, Chordata, Actinopteri, Cichliformes, Cichlidae. Bases 255 to 1940 code for a protein of 561 amino acids. Gene Ontology annotation, molecular function: zinc ion binding; protein binding. The transcript has a single exon. The record is from RefSeq and is a predicted model, not a curated record.